AUGUCUACCGAGCCCGAAGUUCGUGAGCCUCUGCUCGCUCUGGACGUCAUCGAUGUGGACAUUCUCCCCGUCGUGGCGCGCGUGUCGGCCUCUCCCACUCUCCUCUUUGCGCUCCGCCGCGUCUGCAAGUUGUGGCGCGAUGCAGUCGAUGGAAUUGAUAGGACGAGCAACGUUUGGCAGGAGCUGCUGUCGGCGUUCGGCGUGCAGGGGCGGCUGCCGCCCGAAGCGGAUAAGAAGGCAGCCUUCGUGAUGCUGCUGUGCGAGCCUCGUAAGCUCCUCCGCCGCUGCUCAGUGCAUGUCACCAGCUGGCGCCCGAACAUCUUGCGAGAACUUGGAGAAGCUAUGUUCGAGGACCUUGUCGGGCUGCUGGGCUGGCUGAUGGCUGUGGGCGAGGAGGCUGCCACCAGCUGGCGCCUUCUGGCCAACGACGUCCUCCUGCGGAUACCGCUCUGUGAGCCGGCGCUCGCUUUGUUUGGCGUCUUGAUGACUGAGACACGUUAUCGGCAGGAACAUUGUCGGAUGUACGACGAGUGGCGAACGUGCGCGCCGGCGCUCGCGUGCCGGAUAGCCGACCGUGUGCGGGGCCAGUCCGAGGACGACAAGCGGCACGCUCUCGCGUCCCUCGAAAGCCUCAGUCGCAAGGUGGGGCAGGCCGCGUGCGACCUUCUUCGGACAAGCUGCACUCGCCGCCUGCUGUACUCUGACUAA
Messenger RNA from Emiliania huxleyi CCMP1516, 708 nucleotides. RefSeq lists its product as hypothetical. The transcript has 2 exons. The record is from RefSeq and is a predicted model, not a curated record. Lineage: Eukaryota; Haptophyta; Isochrysidales; Noelaerhabdaceae. Bases 1 to 708 code for a protein of 235 amino acids.